Molecule: messenger RNA, 1010 nt
Organism: Diachasma alloeum
Lineage: Eukaryota; Metazoa; Arthropoda; Insecta; Hymenoptera; Braconidae
Exons: 3
Coding region: 24-458 (144 amino acids)
Source: RefSeq, a predicted model, not a curated record
CUGAGUUAACGAUUGAAACCGACAUGAACCCACAAACGUCUGCGUUGAAUUGCGCAAUGAUGUGUUUUGAUUUUCCCGACGCUGCGUAUUUCACCUAUGUCAGGACAAAUUACAUGUGCACGUGCCGCAAUGAAUUGGAAGACGUACUCAUUAACGAAGUUGUUCUCAUCUUGGACGACAUGUCUUCUGUCGACCAUGACGGGGAGUCGAAUGUGGAGAUCUGCACUAAGUUGUGUAUUCAUAUGGAUAUUCCAGAAGCUGUAGAAUCUGUUUCCUACAUAAGAACAGACGACACGUGUUAUUGCCAUAGUGUGACAGACCAGCCCAUCUUCAACAUAUACGGGAAAAUGUGGGAGGAGGUGCGGGAGUUGCGGUCUGAGUGUUUGGAGGAGACACCUAAAUCGGGGAAACUUCGCUAUGGCUACCAGACAGGAAACUUUACAUGCACCAGUGAAUGAAACACAGGCCCCGGAAUUUAGUCACUUAAGUUACCAAUUUAACUUUCACGUAUUAAUUUUCAAAACUGAGUAAAGCUAAAUAAUCGGCGAGGAAUAGAUUAUUGGCGCUUAUUCAGUAGGUAACAUCAGGUGAAUUAUUGAAAUUCUCGGAAUGUUUUUUCCCAUCGUGGAUAGAGAUGAAUAAUUAUCGAAACCAUGCAAAUUGCAUUUUUUGUUUCCGAAUGUAAACUUUGUAAUUGUUCAAAUUCAAGUUUGCGGUUUUUGUGUUGGAUCGACCCAGUAUCAUCCAAAAAAUCCGAAAAUGUAAUUUUUAGACAUCGUCCGUACGUGUGCGUAUGUGUGUACGUAUGUGACAAAGUUAUUCUUCAAUCGUUCCCCAAUGAAUGGAUGGAAUUGAAUCCUUUUUCUAAAAUUUUGGAAUUGUUGAGCCCUAUCAAUUUCCAUUAAUGAAAAUUCAAUUUAUCGAUUAGUUUUCUUUAGUUUUCGAUGUUUUUCGAAAACCGGUUGUCCCACGAUAACUAAAAAAAUGUUCUGAAUUGAUUAAAUGAUGGC